CGCUAGAGUUGUUGCUUCUUCUCUUGAAUUGUAUACGGCGGCAGUGCUAUUGUAAGCAAGGAAAUGUUUCGCCCUCGGCGCGUCCCUCUUCUCCUGCCACGCUCGCUCGGUCUGGCGGAAUCGAUCUGGGGGGGCUUGUUUUUGCAGCUAUGAUUACGUGCUCGGUCUUGUCCUCCUGUUUCAAGCGCAAUGAUGGGAAGGAGUACCGUAGCUGGUUGGUCCACCAGCCUACUUCAACAACUGGUGUGCCCAUGACAGCCUAGCUCUGGUUGUUGGCCCAUUGUAGCGUAGAAACUAACUGGUUGAUUAGGAUUUAGAUAUAUUGGCCACGCAAAGGUUAAUACCAUGGUAUUACCAUGGUAGUACCCCGGUAGGCGUUGGGUUGUGUGCUUCGGUGAGGAGCGGCCAUCCUGGGGCGGGCCGUAUGCUCGACGACCUAACCUUUUGCUCUUGUCCUUCGCGCGCGUAUGGGAAACAAAAAAAAACUCGGGUCGAUGACCAUUGCAUGUAGCAGAAUUGAGCAGUGGAACAGAGGAGCAUAGAGCUGACGAUUGGGGACCAGAAACCAAAUCAAUGGAGAGCCGGCGCGAUUCUGCCGGCGUUUGUUUGGUGACCUGAACGUAUUGUGCAAAAAUGUAGAUAGGUGUUGGAAGAUUUAUUGUGUACUCGAGGCAGGGAGGUUUCUCUACACCGCUCUUUUGAUUGGGGGGGAGGGGGCGAACGAGGUGUCUCGUGUGGAUGUCCACCUAUCUAUGCUCCAUGGCCUGGAGUCUGAGAGCCCCCCAUCCCAGCGUUAAAUUUGGUGCAAGACGACCUUUUGAGAGGAGGACGAUGCCACGACCGACUUUUGACAAGCGCACCAGCUCGCGACAGGAUUGUUUCGAUGAAUGACUCGAGUUGUUGUCGCGAUAUAGGAUAUCGAGUUGGCCCGCCUUUUCUAAUAGAAGUACGCUCGUUCGUACCGUUGACGACAAUUCGCUGAGCGGGUGUCGUUUCUAAGCCGACCGCUGGCUGUUCUGCAGGUCUCACUUGCGUAUGUAUGCGUUUUUUUUCAUCUCUGUUGUCUCUUGUGCGACAACCAAGAUGGAAGCCAGCAGCCAACGGACGGACGUUGUUCCGGAACGUAUUAUAGUACAAAACGCCUGACACGUCCCAUGGGCAUGACAUGGGGCGGCCUGUCUGUGUGAAAUGCCAAAAUAAUAGUGUCAACAACUUUAACUUUCGGCGGCCCUGAACGACAUCAUUACUGGGCUCACUGAUGAAUGAAUGUACUCUUUUU
This is a messenger RNA of Ectocarpus siliculosus, 1279 nucleotides long. The record is from the annotation of a GenBank genome assembly. NCBI's taxonomy places the organism in Eukaryota, Phaeophyceae, Ectocarpales, Ectocarpaceae.